This is a messenger RNA of Coregonus clupeaformis (lake whitefish), 1628 nucleotides long. Its product is annotated as ras-related protein Rap-1A. Gene Ontology annotation, cellular component: plasma membrane. The transcript is spliced from 9 exons. Bases 287 to 844 code for a protein of 185 amino acids. Gene Ontology annotation, biological process: Rap protein signal transduction; cellular response to cAMP; negative regulation of synaptic vesicle exocytosis. Lineage: Eukaryota; Metazoa; Chordata; Actinopteri; Salmoniformes; Salmonidae. Gene Ontology annotation, molecular function: GDP binding; GTP binding; GTPase activity. The record is from RefSeq and is a predicted model, not a curated record.
UGACGUUUGUUAGGGAGUGACGUUUGCAGUGCCGAACGAGGUUCAUUGAAGUCUAGGUUGAAGUAUAUCUGCGACCUAGAUUCAUUGAAGUCUGCUACUCCAGUGAGGCGGCGGGGAGACCAAAACACGCCUAACUCCUUUGGCUCCCACCACAGCCUCCACACCUGCCAACAGACGUCAGUGUGUGUCCUGUGAACUGCUAGCCCUCCCUCACCAGAUGUAUUGGGGAGUUGUCGCUUCCAGCCUUGUACACGACGUUUGUGCUGUCUAGUGAAGUAACCCCACCAUGCGUGAAUACAAACUAGUGGUGUUAGGCUCCGGAGGUGUCGGCAAAUCGGCACUGACAGUCCAAUUUGUACAAGGUAUUUUUGUGGAAAAAUAUGACCCCACAAUAGAAGACUCCUACAGAAAGCAAGUUGAAGUGGACGGGCAGCAAUGCAUGCUUGAAAUCCUUGACACAGCUGGAACAGAGCAGUUCACAGCAAUGAGGGACCUGUACAUGAAGAACGGUCAAGGCUUCGCUCUUGUAUACUCCAUCACGGCACAGUCCACGUUUAACGAUCUACAGGACCUGAGGGAACAGAUCCUGAGAGUAAAGGACACUGAGGAUGUCCCCAUGAUCCUGGUAGGCAACAAGUGUGACCUGGAGGAUGAGCGUGUGGUGGGCAAAGAGCAGGGUCAGAACCUGGCCAGACAGUGGAACAACUGUGCCUUUCUAGAGUCCUCAGCUAAAUCAAAGAUCAACGUUAAUGAGAUUUUCUAUGACCUGGUCAGACAGAUCAAUAGGAAAACGCCGAUAGAAAAGAAGAAAGCAAAGAAGAAGUCAAAUUGCACACUGCUCUAAAGUUCUCACUUGCAGCAGCUCUGAGUCAGGAAGCUGCAAUACAAUACUGUUGCCCAGUUGGAACGUGCCAGCAUUCCAAGAUCUUUCAACAACGUUUGGAGAAGUUUGACAAAGGCAGACAAGUAAUUCUCUACUUCACCACUCUAAUAAUGGAGGAUUAUUCUUCUUGGAUACUCUUCUCUGCUUUUUAAUGGUUAUAAAAUCCAGACCUUUUUCUCUUUUUUUUUUUUUUUCAUGGGACAGCCUUGUGAUGAAGAGUUUUGCCUUUCCCCUGUUUUGGAAAUUACAAUUUAAAACAAGAGACCACCAUGCGGAUUUGGGGAAUUAAGUUGUUUUGAUUGCAAAUAUUGUCAGAUCUUUGGCACAUUUCAAAUGACCAAAUGUUUGCAAAGUACAUCAUGGGAAAUGUGGGCCCUUUUCAUUACCAUACCCUUCUGCACUAAUUGUGUCUACAGUAAUGCAUCAAUGUCCAUAUGUUUUCUCCUACUACUUUUAAGGACUUGUAUUCAUCAAAUAACAUAUUUCCUAAGUGACUUUGUUUUAUAUGGGAAGCUGUAAGGCUUUCAUAUUUCCCAUAAUAUAUUCUAAUUACUGUUUUGCAUACUGAAGCUGUGGAAAAUGUAUAUUUUAUAGAAUGGGGGAAAUGAAGAGACGUGAUUUGUGUGUCUUGAGGCUGAAAAUAUAUUGUACUAAAAACCAACUCUAAUAUUGCUUCUUGUGUUAGUUACCCUGUCAAAUGAUUUUCCAGCUUUUAUGAAUGAUUAAAUUUUAGUACAUUUUCAUU